CAAUACUACACCAUGCUUAUAUCAAAAAGCUCAUUUGGUAGUUAGCAAUAAAAACACAGAAUUGAGAAAUAAUAUAUAGUGAGAAAGCUGCUAGCUAAAACAGGCAUGGAUAUAGAGAAGAAGGAGGAAAGCAAGGAAGAGCUAAAUGAUGAGCCAAAUUAUAGAGGAAUCAAGGCCAUGCCCUUUGUUAUAGGAAAUGAGACGUUUGAGAAGCUUGGGACAAUUGGGACUUCCUCCAACCUGCUGGUUUACCUGACCACAGUGUUCAAUAUGAAGUCUAUCACAGCAACAAACCUCAUAAAUAUAUUUAAUGGAACAUGCAACUUUGGUACUCUCCUCGGAGCUUUCCUCUGCGACACAUAUCUGGGUCGAUACAAGACUCUCGGAAUUGCUUCUGUCUCUUCUUUCUUGGGGAUGUUGGUAUUAACGCUAACAGCAGCGAUCUCAAAGCUGCACCCUCAUGACGACUGCGACGACUCAAGCGGCGGCGGCGGCGGCAGUUGCAAUAACAGCAGCCACGCUUCGCCGUGGCAAAUGGCGUUUCUUCUCUACGGGUUCGCGUUCUUGGUGGUGGGCGCUAGCGGCAUACGCCCCUGCAACUUGGCUUUCGGGGCCGACCAGUUCAAUCCCAGAACCGAAUCAGGGCGGAGAGGGAUCAACAGCUUCUUCAACUGGUACUAUUUCACCUUCACCUUCGCCAUGAUGGUGUCUUUGACGGUGAUCGUGUACGUGCAGUCCAGCGUGAGCUGGGCGAUUGGUUUGGGCAUUCCGGCGUUCCUCAUGCUCUUGUCCUGUGUCUUCUUCUUCAUCGGCACCAAAAUUUACGUCAAAGUUGUGCCCGAGGGAAGCCCCUUCACAAGCCUGCUGCAGGUAAUAGUUGCCGCCAUGAAGAAGAGAAAAGUGGCGUUGCCUCAACAGCCAUGGAGCGAGCUGUUCAAUCAUCUCCCCGCAAAGACGAUAAACUCCAAACUCCCUUACACCGAUCAAUUCAGGUUCCUGAAUAAAGCCGCCAUCAUAACCCCAGAGGACGAGGUGAAACCCGACGGAUCGGCCUGCGAUUCGUGGCGGCUUUGCAGCGUCCAGCAAGUGGAGGAGGUGAAAUGCGUGGUGAGAGUGUUCCCGAUCUGGGUUUCCGGCAUACUCUACUACAUCGUCCUGGCGCAGAUGAACACCUACGUGGUUUUCCAAGCACUCCAAAUGGACCGCACCCUCGCCGCCGCCGUUCCCAAUUUCAAGGUCCCGGCGGCGUCCUACAGCGUCUUCGCCAUGAUGAGCCUCACGGUUUGGAUCCCCGUCUACGACAGGAUCCUCGUACCCAUCCUCCGGAGACUCACGAAAACAGAAGCCGGCAUCACCCUCCUGCAGAGAAUCGGCGCCGGCUUGUUCCUCGGCGUUUUCACCAUGCUGGUGGCCGCCGCCGUGGAAACCCGGAGGCGGACUGUGGCCCUCACCCGUCCCACGCUGGGAAUCGAACCCAGAAAAGGUGCGAUUUCGUCUCUGUCGGGGAACUGGCUAAUACCUCAGCUGGUACUAGCGGGGUUGUCGGAGGCCUUCGCCGUCAUCGGCCAAAUCGAGCUCUUCUACAAGCAAUUCCCGGAGAACAUGCGGAGCUUCGCCGGUUCUUGCCUAUUCUGCGGCUUCGCCAUUGCCAGUUACCUCAGCAGCUUCUUGAUCUCAGUUGUGGAUGGUGCGACUAGGAAGCCGGACGGGGAGAGCUGGUUGGCCCAGGAUCUUAACAAGGGGAGACUUGAUUACUAUUAUUACAUGGUUGCCGCUUUGGAGGUGGUGAAUUUGGGGUAUUUUAUGCUUUGCGCUAAAUGGUACAAGUACAAAGGGACACAAGAAAAUGUGGAUAAUAAAGAUAAAGUUACAUCACACAAACUAGAUUCUAGCAAACCUUUGGUGUAACAGAUAAUGCUCGCAUUGUCAGCUCAAUUGGUUCUUGAGUAAUAGAUUAUGAAUAGUCACAAUAUAGGAGUUUCACUAUCCUGUGGGGAUAAGAGAAUUUCGUCUUUUGUAAGCAAGAAAUAUAUAUAAAUGAUGCUUACAUUACAAGUUUAUAAAUAGGAGUUAUUUGCAUA
Ipomoea nil (Japanese morning glory) is the source of this 2081-nucleotide messenger RNA. Its product is annotated as protein NRT1/ PTR FAMILY 2.11-like. The record is from RefSeq and is a predicted model, not a curated record. The transcript has 5 exons. Gene Ontology annotation, biological process: transmembrane transport. Bases 106 to 1908 code for a protein of 600 amino acids. Gene Ontology annotation, molecular function: transmembrane transporter activity. Gene Ontology annotation, cellular component: plasma membrane. NCBI's taxonomy places the organism in Eukaryota, Viridiplantae, Streptophyta, Magnoliopsida, Solanales, Convolvulaceae.